UAAAUGUAAGAAUAAUGAAUGAAGACAUGAAUUAAAAAGCGCUCACGGAGCAACCAAGCUGUGAAUGAAAGCGCAAAAACUGCCCUGCCGAUCACAACCACAGGGUGGCAGUACACACAAUGUCACUGAGAAUCUCGUGCACACAGGAGCUUUAAAGUUGCCCGGCGAUGACAUGCAACAGCAUCGUGAUGGGCACGCACAUAGCCAUAAAUGUGCAGACCCCGACACACGAAAGCCUCAACGAGAGCGCGGAUGAACAAUGUCCAGGGCGCACAACUUAUCCAGUCCUGACGGAGAGAUGAGAGUCCAUCGGCGAGACGCGCGUCAUCUGAACUACACGAGCGGCAUGCGCGUUAAUUUUGUUGAUUGAGAAAAGUUUCAUGAAGAGAUACGAUGUUUAUGAAUGGGAGUUCUUUGAACAGUUCUGCACCGGACCCUAGCGAGCAAACCCUUCAUCGGCCGCCCUGGGUCACCACUACUCUCGGAUGUUUCCUCAUAUUCACUAUAGUAGUGGAUAUUUUAGGAAACCUGCUGGUGAUUUUCUCCGUCUACAGAAACAAGAAACUUCGGAACGCAGGUAACAUCUUUGUGGUCAGUCUGGCUGUGGCAGACCUGGUGGUGGCCAUCUACCCAUAUCCUCUAGUUCUCACCUCCAUAUUUAACCGGGGCUGGAACCUGGGAUACAUGCACUGCCAGAUCAGCGGCUUCCUUAUGGGUGUCAGUGUAAUCGGCUCCAUUUUCAACAUCACCGGCAUUGCAAUCAAUCGCUACUGCUACAUUUGCCACAGCCUCAAGUAUGACAAGCUAUAUAGCGACAAAAAUUCUUUGUGCUACGUGCUCUUGAUCUGGGCGUUGACAGUGCUGGCCAUAGUGCCUAACUUGUUUGUGGGCUCCCUACAGUACGAUCCACGGGUUUAUUCCUGUACGUUCGAGCAGUCGGCUAGCUCGGCGUAUACGAUCGCUGUCGUCUUCUUCCACUUUAUCCUGCCCAUCAUGAUCGUUACUUACUGUUACCUGCGAAUCUGGGUUCUGGUCAUACAGGUGAGAAGACGCGUCAAGCCAGACAAUCGCCCCAAGCUCACGCCCCACGAUAUACGAAACUUUGUGACAAUGUUUGUGGUUUUUGUGCUCUUUGCUGUCUGCUGGGCACCGUUAAACUUCAUUGGGUUGGCGGUAGCCAUUUCUCCAGAGCACGUGGUUCCUCUAAUACCCGAAUGGCUCUUCGUGGCAAGUUAUUUUAUGGCAUACUUUAACAGUUGCCUCAAUGCAAUAGUCUAUGGAGUGCUAAACCAGAACUUUCGGCGCGAGUACAAGCGCAUUGUGGUGUCCCUAUGUACUGCCAAGAUCUUCUUUCAAGACAGUUCAAAUGAGGCACAAGAGAGACUCAAAAGCAAACCUUCGCCACUCAUGACUAACAACAAUCAGGUCAAAGUGGACUCUGUGUGAAAGUCAUGUUCCAAAAACCAGCUUGACCACCUUAAACUGGUAAUUGGUUUGUUACUGGUCCAAGAUGGUUUACCAUAGCUAAAAUACAGCAUGAAACAUCUAAAAAACAGCUAAUAAAGUUAAGGCUAGGUUUUCCAGGAGGGCAUGUAUGUGUGUGUAUAUGUUUAUGAGCCCUACUGAAAAAUCCAGCUAAGACCAGCAUAAGCUGGUGAGCUGGUUUUAGCUGGUCUCCAGCAUGGUUUUAGCUGGUUUUGCUGGUGUAGGAAGCUGGUUUUGCUGGUGUAGCAAGCUGGUCUAGCUGUGUUUUGGUCACUUUUUAAGCUGGUCUAGCUGGACUUUGCUGGUCAGGCUGAAAGACCAGCUGGCCCACCAACAUGACCAGCUUUGUCAGGCUGGGAGGACCAGCGUAAACCGCCUUAAACCAGCUAAAACCAGCUACCAGCUUAUGCUGGUCUUAGCUGGAUUUUUCAGUAGGGAGAUGAAGAGAACAACAACAAAAUGAAUCCUUGCUUGCAACAAAGCAAACAAUAAUCUUAUAAAAAUCUGAUAACACUUUACCAAAUAUGUGUCUUGUCCUGAAACUGUGAUAUGUUGCCUCAAAACAAUCAAAAUGAACAGGAACUUGUUAUUAUGUCUUUUAUAAAGCACUUUGUUUUAUCAUUGUUGGUCAAAUGUACUUUUAUGUAUAAAUUUAAAUGUUUACAGUGAUUAUAACAGCCAAUCUAUGUAAGACUUUAUGUAACAGUUUUGUAUGAAUUAUUACAAAGAUGCAUAUAUGGGGGUAUAAGUGAUAAAUCACUUUAUGAGUUUGGUUCCAAAACGCGAUAAAUGCCAUUAAAAAAAAAUAGUUACUGCCAAAAUCAGUAUUGUAUCAGGUCAGUAUUAAAAAGUAAAAUCUUAAUUUUACGCAAUAUCUAAUAUCCGCCGUGUUAGGGGCCAGUCACACCAAAAGCGCUUUAAACGCUUGCAAACGCAAGGCGCGACGCACUGCCUUUUCAUAUUGCUAAGCAACCACCGAGUCAGCUGUCUUGUCAAUCAAAUAUUGAAGCGUGAGCGCUCUUUUGCUGUUACCUGUCAUAUUAGCAGAAACUUUAAAAAGAGGGCGCUUGCUCUGACCAUGUUUGAGGGUGAGAGGUGCACGAACACGCAGGAGAGAGUGAGCGAGUGGAGUCCGGUUUUUCAAAGCAACUGUAAACUUCCCACACCACAACGUAAGGCCCGCCUCUCCCCUCAUUCCAUUGGACAAUGGAAAGACGCGAAUGACGUCGGGCGCUUCUCCGCUCUCAUCGCUCCUUCAAAAACGCGUGCACGGCAGGCGGCAAAAAAUCUGCAUAAACAGCGCGCAAACGCCCCCUGCCCAUAGAAUAUCAUUCAAAAAAGGCGCCUGCAACUGCCAUAAACGCUUUUGGUGUGACUGGCCCCUUAUUCUGUCAUCUUUUCUCCCUUUUUUCCCAAAACACGAUAAACGCCAGUCCUCCUUCUCUGCAGAAUGCAAUAAAUCUGCUCAACAAAUCACAGCGCACCAUUCCACACAUUGUAAACAAUAAGGGCGGCGCUUUGAAUAAACAUGUCGGCUGUUGCUUGUUCUCGCGCAACAGCAUCAAGUUUCGGUCAUGCUAACAUAUUGACCCCAGCGGAUCUUAUGAAAAACUUUCCAAUAUUUUAUGCGAAGUCAACGAAAAUCGAGCAGGACCAAAACAUUUUACAGCUGAUCGCUGUCAAAAAAGUUCAGCGACGACAUCCCGAGGAUGACAGUGUUCUUAAUAUGACAAUGUAAGUGUUUUGAUUAAUGCCAUUAAUGUUUAUUUUUUUAAUCAGUGUAUACCACUAGUCAACUAAAUGAAUAUAACAUGGCAAAGAUGAAUGCACAUUUAUAUAUUGAUUCAAUAGAUUUAUAGCAUUUUGAAAAAAAAAACUUUUAGUGGAUUUAUUGUAUUUGUUUUUAUAAUAAAUCUUUGAAAAUCAAAUUAUGGAUUUGAAUUUUUAAUGUUAUUAUAACCUAAAGAUGCUAUGUGAAAAUUUGUAACAGAAAAUUGUGGUUUUCAUCUUGGCACUUUCUUGGUAUAGAAAACACGUUUUUACCCAAAUUAGUCAAAAUGGAUUCAUUGCGUUUUGGAACCAAACUCUUCAUAUAUACCAUGUAUUGAGAAUGUUGAGCAUUCAGUGAAGAAAUGACAUUAUCAAAAUGAUGCCAUGAACAUGGGCAUUUCUCUACAAUGCCUGGUCACAAAUUUCUCUACAAUGCCUGGACCAAAACUUUACCAACAUUCUACCAAAAGAGCUUGAUACUGUAUGAGGUUUACUGCUUCGAAAUGACCUCAUCCGGUUAACACUGUUACUUUGCAUUUGAGGAAGCAAUACACCUGCAUUGCUGCUUUCCCAUAAACCUUUACACACUAUAUUUGAAUGUAUGGAAUUUCUUUUCUUUUUAGCUCUGUCUUUUAUUGCUUUUUGUGUCACUUCUUAAGAAAUAUCUGUUUUGACUUUUCUCUAUUAUUUGUAUGCAUGGAUCUAAUGACAAAUUCAUAUGCAAACUAAAAAUAUUGAAAGAAGAAAUGUUUUUUAAAUGAAAAAAUAAAAUAACUCAUGCUGUGUCUUUACACAAA
Molecule: messenger RNA, 4052 nt
Organism: Misgurnus anguillicaudatus (oriental weatherfish)
Lineage: Eukaryota; Metazoa; Chordata; Actinopteri; Cypriniformes; Cobitidae
Gene: mtnr1aa
Product: melatonin receptor 1A a
Biological process (GO): G protein-coupled receptor signaling pathway
Cellular component (GO): plasma membrane
Molecular function (GO): melatonin receptor activity
Source: RefSeq, a predicted model, not a curated record